AGCCUUCCUGUGAAACCCCCAUCGCGCCUUUUUGCCUACCAUGUCCUUUGGUAGGACGCACGGGCCGGCCUAAAGCUUUGAAAAUUUCCCUUAACACUAGCAGUCACGACAUCUUUCAGCUUGGUUUGACGACAACGAUCGAUCGCAAAAUGCAACGACUAGUGUACAGACCAACAUGGCAUCGAUCCUUCGCAACCUUGAACACGACGUUAUGGAAACAAACAGCUAUAUUUGUAGACAAUCUACAAGGUUUGUCUGAUUCGAAUCAAAGCAGCCACGCUGAAGAAUUUACUAUAGAAGACGAGGAUUUUGAAUCGAAAGUGGUUCGAGGCUCAGAAGAAGCAUCCUUUGGACGGAAGCGAAUUGGCUGCGUACAGCUGCCAACGUCACUAAAGGCUGCUAUCCAGGACACAGUUGCGUUGGCGGAUAAACCACUGGUUCGAACGGAUGCGCUGCGGAUAUACGAGUCGUUUCGGUCAACAUCUAAAAUACCUGUGAUUGAGCCUACUCGAAAAUUUGAUAAACGCGCAAAAGCGGAAGUGGUUGUGGACGCUCACACCAUAACAUACGGAGAACGAGAGACCAUCGCCUAUGUUGCCGGCGCAUUACCAGCGACAUACGCAGCGAUAUACAAUGUCAUAAAGGAAUUGAAGGAGCGAAUAUGCUCGUUUGAGCCCAAGACGAUGCUUGAUUUCGGAACGGGUCCAGGGACUGGAAUAUGGGCGGCUCGUGAGCAUUUCAAUUUAGAGAAAAGCGUAGGUGUGGAUAUUUCGGAACAUAUGUUGCGAAUGGCUGAAGGUUUAAUAGAGAAAAGUGGAAAUGUUGAUUUUGCUGAAAGUACCACAUUUCAGCGUUACUUUUCGUACAACCCAAAGCAACCAAAAACCGACUUGGUUCUGAGUGCAUUCACAUUGGGAGAUACAGCAUCAGAAGCACUGCGAAAAUCAUCUUUACAGUCGUUAUGGGAUCAGACUGGCGAUGUUUUAGUACUCAUUGAGAGAGGUACUCCAGUUGGAUUUCGCAUCAUUGCUCAAGCGCGAGAGUGGAUUUUGGAGAGCAAUAAGGAGGACGAGAACGCUGUACAUGUUGUAGCGCCGUGCCCACAUGACAAACCGUGUCCAAUGUUUCGUGGAGAGCCUUUGCAGCCUGAUCGAGACUGGUGCCAUUUCUCGCAGAGAGUAGAGCGACCAAAAUUUUUGAUGAAAACCAAACACAGUAAAAUUAAUAUCGAGGAUGCAAAGUAUUCUUAUGUGAUUCUUCGAAAAGGGCCACGACCGGUAUCCACAACAGCUGAUCAAGAAGAUUUGGAGACAGAGGCGUAUACCUGGCCACGGCUGGUCACACCUCCUCUGAAGAAAAAUAAACACGUUGUGAUGGAUGUCUGCACAUCGUCUGGAGAAAUUCAAAGAAUGAUCAUCCCCAAGUCUCAAGGCAAAAUACCCUAUAGAGAUGCCCGCAAAAGUACUUGGGGAGACCUAUUUCCUCACACACCUAAAAAUCCUGCUGUUGUUCGAAUCAAACAGAAAGAGGACCCCGUUACAGAAUAAAGCGCAGCAUAACUAGUUAUUUGGUUAUCGAUGAAAACUUGAAAUCAUACAUACAGCUUCGUUCCAAAAACGAUGCUGGUUUUGGCUCAGGGACCAAUGGUAAAUGAUAUGGCAUGGUUUGGGUAAAGGGGUUCUAGAGACUAUUAUGUGGUGUAUAUGUAGAGGGAGAUGAUAGAUG
Umbelopsis ramanniana AG is the source of this 1725-nucleotide messenger RNA. RefSeq lists its product as uncharacterized. The coding region runs from base 150 to 1547 and encodes 465 amino acids. NCBI's taxonomy places the organism in Eukaryota, Fungi, Mucoromycota, Umbelopsidomycetes, Umbelopsidales, Umbelopsidaceae. Gene Ontology annotation, biological process: translation. The transcript has 7 exons. The record is from RefSeq and is a predicted model, not a curated record. Gene Ontology annotation, cellular component: mitochondrial small ribosomal subunit. Gene Ontology annotation, molecular function: structural constituent of ribosome; methyltransferase activity.